AUGGUUACAAAUAUUGAAGUUACCAUGAGUGAAUAUCGACUCCCCAUAGAGCUCACCAUGCAGGUGAUCUCCUAUCUCAUUGACGCAGGCGUCGACCCUGCCCCCUAUGCCACUGUCAGCCGAGAGUGGCAGAUGCUCAUUGAGCAGCGCAUCUUCAACACCAUCAAUCUGAAUACAAGUAAGCAGUUAGCAGCGUUUAAGCAGAUUGUGGCUCAAAACACGCGACGAAAGACAUGUAUCCGCAAGAUCAAGCUGGUUGUAGAGUUGGAACCAUAUAGCAUUGAGGCUCGUGCAGAGUUCGAGACUGCGGAGGAGCACCGCCGGAAUAAUGGAAUUUUCGUUCCAGCAAUCCAGUCGCUGUUUAGCAUUCUUAAAUCUUGGCCUGAAAAUGAGCCGGGUAUCAAUCUAUCAAUCGAAGUAAUGUCUCCUAGCGAUAUUGUGGAUCGUCAACGGGCGAGACAGGCUCGCAAAGAUCCAGAGACAGAUCUUUGGCAGCGAAGGUUUGAGAGGAACUACAGCCGGCAUGCUGUUUACAUUAAUCUUGAAGAAAGGAGCUUUCCGUGUAUGUUCGUGUGUCAACAUGUGUGGUCGGUCACGUGCUUCCGUGACCAACAUAGGGCUUCGGCCCGUGACAUCAAGAAACUUUAUCUUAUGUUUACUGGUUAUGCUCCUGUAAAUCAGGACUUUGCUCCUACUAAUCUACAGCUUACCUCCUUGUGCCUUGACUAUACUAUAGUAGGGAAAGAACUCUUCUGGCCUAUUAAUCCUACAGAUAAUAUGAAGCUCCCCACCUGGCUAAACCUGAUCCAUAUUCACCUGCAGUGUGGGAUGACCACCCCAUCUGGAGAAUGGUUAUAUGAACGAGAUCCAGAAGAGGUCGAAUUCGACCCGAACGUUGACCCUGAGGAAGACCUCCCAGAGCAUAAGAUGCGAGCGCCAGAGGAUCGUGUUUCGAAUACAUUCCGAUUAAAAGCAUCACCUACGCUGUGCAAUGGAUUGUACAUGUCCUCGGCCCGUGCGGCACAGCGGAUGCCCCGGCUCAAAUUUAUGUCUAUCCGUACUACAGAGGCUCAUUACGAACUAUCCUUCGAGUAUAAGGUCGAUGGAACGACUGCGAAGGCAACCUGGGACUGCUGGAAACUGUUUACGCUAGAUGAGCCGGUAUUGAAGGCUUGGAAAAAUGCUGCCUUUCAGCACACAGGGGUGGAGUUGGAAGUACAGUUGACACAUUGGGAGAACCCUGUUUAA
This is a messenger RNA of Penicillium malachiteum, 1248 nucleotides long. RefSeq lists its product as uncharacterized. The coding region runs from base 1 to 1248 and encodes 415 amino acids. NCBI's taxonomy places the organism in Eukaryota, Fungi, Ascomycota, Eurotiomycetes, Eurotiales, Aspergillaceae. The record is from RefSeq and is a predicted model, not a curated record. The transcript has 3 exons.